AUCGACCGAGUCUUCUCUUGUUUCCAUGGAGGGAUUGUUGCCGGCUCCGGCUUCUGCCCUUUGACCCUGACUCGUCCUUGACACUGCUCGUGGUUCCUGGAUAUUCCUGGAGGAACGGAGCCGGCACCGGGCGAUGGCCAGAUACUUGGUUCAGAUCAUCAUCGUUGGAGCCCAAGUGGUGGGGAGAGCAUUUGCUCGGGCAGUGAGGCAGGAAAUGGCUGCAAGUAAAGCUGCAGCAGAAGCUCGUGGCCAAGCUGGUCGGCAUCCAGCAGCCACCAACAUCAACGGAAUGUCACUGCAGGAAGCACGGCAGAUUCUUAACGUGACAAAGCUCAAUACAAAGGAGAUCCAGCAGAACUAUGAGCAUUUAUUCAAAGUCAAUGACAAGUCAGUGGGUGGAUCGUUCUAUUUGCAGUCCAAGGUAGUGAGAGCAAAGGAACGACUUGAUGAGGAACUAAAAAUUGAAGAAAUGGAUCAAGCAAGAAAGGAACAGACAAAACAGCCUGAGACAUGACUCUCAGAAAACCUCAGUUUCACGUUUUGUUUAAUUGUUUACUCAUACCUGCAUAAACUACAUGAAAGUCAAACAUUUGCAGUCCUUGUUUGAAUGGGGACAGGAACCAGCUUUGGUAUUAACAAUGGAUCCAAGGACUGGGAUGGGUACCAGCUUUGGAUUGAAGUAACUGGGCUAGAUAGCAGCUGUGAGAAUGUAUCAGCACUUAAAUACCAGUUUCCAUUGGUAUUAGCCAAACCCUGAACUAGUUGUGAAUCAUGUACUUAGGGUUUUGUGUGGAAGAAAUAAUUUAAUACAGCAGUGGUGCUGAUGCAUGGAGGUUGCCCAUCGUAAACUACACACAACUGCUUUGCAUUGAACAUGCAGGUCCGAUUAAAUGUUUCUUGUGCGUUAUAACAAAGAAAUGGAACUCGCCUUGGUCUUCAGUCACUUUCUGUUUGAAUGGCAAAUAAUGCAACUGGAUACUUGGUUUGAAUUUAUAUAGAAAGAACAGUCAGCUCUAAUCUUGCCUCACAUCUUGACCUCCUGAAACACUGAAGAGACUCAUUGCAGCUGGAUGCAUGGUGAAAAUUAAUUAUUUUUAAUUUUUAAAAAAUUCUGUAAUAUCAUUUUGAAAAUGUCUUGUAUCUGAUUGUAAAUAAAAAUACAUUUACAGUAA
Molecule: messenger RNA, 1172 nt
Organism: Rhincodon typus (whale shark)
Lineage: Eukaryota; Metazoa; Chordata; Chondrichthyes; Orectolobiformes; Rhincodontidae
Gene: pam16
Product: presequence translocase associated motor 16
Exons: 5
Coding region: 134-514 (126 amino acids)
Biological process (GO): protein import into mitochondrial matrix
Cellular component (GO): TIM23 mitochondrial import inner membrane translocase complex
Source: RefSeq, a predicted model, not a curated record